Molecule: messenger RNA, 978 nt
Organism: Anopheles marshallii
Lineage: Eukaryota; Metazoa; Arthropoda; Insecta; Diptera; Culicidae
Gene: AIMP2
Product: probable aminoacyl tRNA synthase complex-interacting multifunctional protein 2
Exons: 4
Coding region: 1-978 (325 amino acids)
Cellular component (GO): aminoacyl-tRNA synthetase multienzyme complex
Source: RefSeq, a predicted model, not a curated record
AUGUAUUCCCUAAAACCGGUGAUGAGCCCGAACGUCGUGUGCGAGGUUCCUUCCUGCAUGUACACCCUGAAGCCGGUCUGUACGGCUGCAUUCGAUCCGAAAGCGUUCACCAAUAACAAGAUUGGAGGUGCCGGAGUUACCGUCGAUCCGAUGUCGAUCGAAAUUGAUAAUUUACUGCAAAAGGCAGAGAACGACGAGCUGAGAAUGUUGGCAGAAAGACAGCAACGUGUCUUGCAGCAGCUAGCGGAACUGAAGAAUGAGAUAUUAUCAUUGCGCACCGAACUGAAACUAAACGCUAAAUCACCUGCACAACCGUCCACUUCGCUCAAGUCUGAAGCUGAAUUGAAGGCAGAGCCCAUUAAUCUCACCUAUCUGCAGGAUUUCGUGGUAAAUGCUAGUCCCGAAUACGUUCCCUACAGCUUGCUGGCGCUCAAGAAUUUGUGGAAGAAUAGGCUUAAUUUGCAUGUGGAAUGCUUCACCCAUUCUACUGUACCAAAGUUGAGUGACGAAGCGCUAACUUUCCAAAGUGCUAUUACAAACAGCGAAUCGACGGCAUCCAACCUUCCGCAGAUCAAAGUGACGUUAAUUUGGAAGAACGUUGGAGCGUACACGGAAAUGAUUACAUCACCCACGUCCUACGUACCGAUUUGUGGUGAGGUGAACAUCCUUCGCUACCUGUCACGCUGUGGUCCGAGCGAGUUCAACUAUGAACAGCAGGACAACGUGGAUGAGGUUGACUCCAUCCUGGAUUCGUGCUAUCUGCUGCUCAACAAGCAAAACAUUAAGCAGCGUCAACAGAUCCUACGAACGCUUGGUUCCAAGCUGGGCAAAGCUGCCGGAUUUGGUGGUGGAGAGCUGUCCCUGUGCGACAUUGCGUUUACCAGCGCAGUUAAACAGGUGCAGCGCACGAUUGCGAAAGAUAUCAACCCGAACAUGGCAAAAUGUAUGGGACGAGUCGCGACUGUGGUGGGUCUGUAA